AUGGCCAGCGCCGGUGCUGCCAUGCUUCCGCCUUCCGUCUCGUCCUCAGGCGCUUUUGCACAACAUCCGCCUAGCAAGCUGGCGACAGGCGGUCAGUCUCACUCCCACAGACCCGUCUCGGCCAUGCCCACUCCCACCGAACACACCACCUCUGCCUCGCGGAGUGCGGCCACUGCUGCUGAUGGCGCUUCCAACGUCUUUGCGAGCAUGAAUGCCAACUACGCCGAGCGAAGAGCGAGCGCCCACCCCACCAUGUCCACCAGUCACAAUGGCUCUUCGGCCCCUCCAGCGGCUCCCAUCGAUCCCACCACCAGCCAAGCCAUCUCGUCGGGCAUUCCCAUCACUUCUCCCGCUGCCCUCUCUUACUUUGCCGCUCAUCCGCGUCGCCAGCAGGUUCACUUUGGCAACUAUCUCUUGCUCCAGACCCUUGGCGAGGGCGAGUUCGGCAAAGUCAAGCUCGGUGUUCACAAGGAGUGGGGUGAGGAGGUCGCCGUCAAGCUCAUCAAGCGCGACAAGGUCGCCGGCGACACGGCGGCUCCCCUCAACCUCGACGACGCUGCCAAUAAGGACCCAGCCAAGAUGACCAAGGUCGAGCGCGAGAUCCAAGUCCUCAAAGACGUGCGUCAUCCCAACAUAGUUCGUCUCUACGAAGUCAUCGAAUCGGAUCGGUACAUCGGUAUCGUCCUCGAGUAUGCCUCGGGAGGCGAGCUCUUUGACCACAUCCUUGCGCACAAGUACCUCAAAGAAGAACAUGCCUGCCGUCUCUUUGCUCAGCUCAUCUCGGGUGUCUCGUACCUCCACCAGAAGAACAUUGUCCAUCGCGAUCUCAAGCUCGAGAAUCUGCUCCUGGACCGCAAUCGCAACGUCAUCAUCACCGACUUUGGCUUUGCCAACAACUUUGCUGACAAGCGCGACGACCUCAUGGCUACCAGUUGUGGCUCUCCUUGCUACGCUGCUCCCGAGCUCGUCGUCCAGGACGGUCUCUAUGCAGGAUCGGCCGUCGACGUUUGGUCGUGCGGAGUGAUCCUCUACGCCAUGCUGGCCGGUUAUUUGCCCUUUGACGACGACCCGGCCAACCCGGAUGGGGACAACAUCAACUUGCUCUACAAGUACAUCCUCGCGACGCCUCUGUCGUUCCCCGAGUACAUUACCGCCCAGCCACGCGACCUGCUUUCCAAGAUGCUCGUCCCUGACCCGACGCACCGUGCUACGUUGGAGCAGGUGAUGCAGCACAGCUGGCUCCGAAACUACCGCGAGCUCUUCAAGUUCUCGGUCGACGAUCUCGAGCGCGCUGCCAUGGAGCAGCAGACCAAGAAGCGCCAGAUGUACCGCCAACAGAUGAUGUAUCAGCAGCAGCUCCAAGAGCAGCAGCGUCGCCAGCACCUCGAGCGCAGCCAGUCGGUUCGUCAGAACGUCUCGCAUCUUCCCGUGGGCUCCGCUUACACCACCAACACCGCCGUUCCUGCGGGCAAUGCCGCUCAUCGACAGACGCUGCCCAUCAGUGCCACCGUUCCCGAUCGCCUCUACGAGCCCGUCGGCAGCGCGAGCCGCGGCGUCGACGCAAGCGCGAAUGCUUCCAGGAUUCAAGCGCCCACCAUGCAUACACCCGCCCCGACCGCUGCUGCUAACAUGCCACGCGCCACUACGCACAGCGACGUUGCCAGCGUCGGCGGCGCCGCGUCGCUUGCGGACCCGGUGGCAGUGCUCGGCGAUGCUCGUGGCGAGCCUCGCACUCGGCUCGACGACGGCGCCAGCGCUGCCAUCCCUGCCUCUCACGAGGCCGCCGGGGAGCGCGUCCCGGCAGCUCAAAAGGUGCAGCGACACACGAUCCAGCUCGAAUACAGCGGCGACGAUCGCUCGCGUACCGAUGCUGCAUCGCCUCCAGGCUCUCGUCAGACCUCGCAAACGCAACGCAAGGUCAGCGCCACCGAGAGCGAACGGGCCAAGGCUGCCGCCGACAAGCUGGCUGCCGCUGCCGUGCCGCCUUCGGUCCUCCAGCCAGCGCCGAUCAACGUCCCGGCCACCCCCGCCGUCGUUCCCGAGAGCGAAAAGGUCAUCACCAGCAAAGCCGAGGUGCAAAGCCGGGGCCCUGCGGACAUGAUGCGUUCGGUGUCGGGCAGCUCGGCAUCGCGCGUGUCGGUCCCGCCAGCCAUCCUCGAGCAGGAGGCGACCGCAGCGCCUUUGAGCAAUGGCAUCCCGCCGCCGAGCUCGCGUGCAAGCAUGCGCAUUCCCAGUUCCGCCAGCUCCAACAGCCGACAGCACGCGGACGGCGUCAGCAGCAGCGUCGGACACGGCGCUCGUGUGCCAUCGAGCGCCAGCCAGCGCAUCGUUUCGAGCCCGAGCGCUUCGGUCGAUUCGGUAGGCUUCCCCUUGGCCGACAAGGGUCGUCCCGUCCCUUCCUCGGAGGCCAGUCGAAGCAGUCACCGCACUAGCGCUGCGGCCGUGGCUGACACUGGUGCAGCGAGCCAACCUCCCUCGGCCACUCGACCCGUCCACACCGACAAGGCUUCCGGUACAUCGGCACGACACCGCAAGGGCAUGUCGACGGACAAGUUUUUCCUCUCGAGACUUUUGAGCUCCAAUGGAUCCAAUUCUUCUGACGUCAGCAACGAGAAGGCCGCUGCCAACGGCACUGAGGCUUCUGCCAACAGGAGCAAGAGGAACAGCGUUUCGCGUCAGGCCCUGGAACGUGCGCCCAGCUCCAGCGCUGAUGCCAGGGCUAGCCGCCGCAAGGCCAUGAGCCUCGUCGUGGGUCGCCCCGAGUCGUCGGCCUCUGCAGACCGUACCAGCGCGCUUGCGUCCAAAAUGCCAGCCUCGGCUACGGAAGCCUCGUUCCCGUCGCAGCCCAGCUCUCGCAGGAAGGACGAGGCACAGCGCUCAAGCGAGCAGAAGCCGCAGCGCAGGGAGUCCGUACGCGGCAACCAGAGCUCCUCUUCGCGACGUCCUCAGCCUCUUCAACCGUCGACACAACAACAACAGCAGCAGAGCCACGAUGCUGCCACGAUUGCCAGCAACUCGACGGUGGGCCCCUCGAGCAAUGCGGCCAAGAAGGUCAUGGACUGGUUCCGCAAGAAGAGCCUCUCGCGCGGCACUUUCACCGAGCAGCCUCCUCUUGGUCCCUUCGAGAGGUCGCCUACCUCUUCGCAGAUCAGCGGUGCUGGUCCCCGAACGCCCUCAGUCAUUGUCACGGGCGCUCCUAACGGCACCAGUCGUCACGCCGAGGCGCAGACCGGCAGUGGCGAAGGCGUCAGUGGUGCCGCUUCUUCCGUCCCUUCGUCUCGAUCCACCUCGGGCACGCACAGCGAGACCAGCGAGGCUACCGAGGUGACGCAGUUGACCAACAUGAGCGAAGCAUCUCACGCAGAGAGCGAGGGUCUCAAGUCGAGCGCCUCGACGGUGCAGCAGCAGGCGACGCCCAAGGCCUCGCUUUCGGCUGUGUCGAACGGCAGCAACGCUUCCGGCAUGGAAGCUCCGACGGUCCCGACGUCUGCUAGCGCUGCCCCUCAGAGACAGCCGUCGCAGCGAUCGCGAGCUGUGACCGGCAAAACGGCCACAUUGGCCUCUACUGCCGUCGCCACCACGCCUGCUCCCUUCAACGAGGCCCGCCUGCGCUACCACCUCGGUGCCGUCGACCAAUCCGCCCUCACCUCGCGCUCACCCGACGACGUCCUCAAGGAAGUCUACCGGGUGCUGUACGAGAUGGGCAUCGACAUGCGCAAGGAGAAGGACGAGGAUUUCAAGCUCGAGUGCAUCCGUCGCAAGCGCGCCAAGACGCUCAUGAGCGCUACGCACAACAUUGGCAUGAGCAUUCGCAGCUCUGUCUUCCCGCCCACACAAGCCGAUGUCGAGCGAUCCUCGCGCAUGAGCCACCGCGAGUCCCUGACGCCGAGUGCGAGCGGAUCGCUGCGCAGCUUCCUCAAGCGCAGUUCGCUUCAGCCUGGCGUUACGAGUCCGAGGAUGACCGCUUCGGGUCUGCCUAGCUCGUCAACGGUGGCUAGCAACCUGAACGUGGUUGUGCAGGACGAGAACCAGCCGCCACCGCUGUACGGCGAUGCAUCGGUGGAUGGCGGCCAGGAGAUUCGUUUCUCGGUCGAGGUGACGCGCAUCAAGAACCUUCCCGGGUUGUACAGCCUCGACAUCCGCCGGAUGAAGGGCAAUCUGUGGGCAUACAAGUUCGUCUACCAGGCCUUGUUGGAUCGGUGUCAGCUGGGAAGCGCCGUUGCGGCCUAA
Messenger RNA from Kalmanozyma brasiliensis GHG001, 4230 nucleotides. RefSeq names its product Protein kinase domain protein. Gene Ontology annotation, molecular function: ATP binding; protein serine/threonine kinase activity; tau-protein kinase activity. Gene Ontology annotation, biological process: intracellular signal transduction; microtubule cytoskeleton organization; protein phosphorylation. NCBI's taxonomy places the organism in Eukaryota, Fungi, Basidiomycota, Ustilaginomycetes, Ustilaginales. The transcript has a single exon. The record is from RefSeq and is a predicted model, not a curated record. Bases 1 to 4230 code for a protein of 1409 amino acids. Gene Ontology annotation, cellular component: cytoplasm.